AUGGCAUCUUCGAGUUCAAUCGAAUGGAGGAUUGUGGAAAGAGAGAAAAGAGGAGAAAGAGAUGAGGCUAGAAUAUUCGCAAGGUCCGACAAACCCUUAGGAAGCGGCUCCUUCAAAAGAGUUUACUUGGGGUUCGAUGAGAUUAAAGGCAUUGAAAUUGCUUGGAGUAAGAUACCAUUUACAAGGGAAAUAAAGAAGUCUGAGAGUUGUGCUGAAGCUGAAUUAUCGAUGCCAUUAGAACACGAAAACAUAAUUAAAUGCUACGAUCAUUGGUUAGAUAGACCCAACAAAGUCGUGAACAUGAUUACAGAGUAUUGUCCUUCAGGGGACUUGAGAAACUACAUUUUGAAACAUGAUCUUGUUGCUAAUACCGCGUUGAUCAAGAAUUGGUGUAGACAGAUUAUAAGCGCGUUACAUUAUAUUCAUACUCGUGAUCAGCCUGUUUGUCACCUUGACAUUAACUGUGCUAACAUAUUUGUUAAUGGUAGCACGGGCACGAUUAAACUAGGAGACUUCGGAAUCGCAAAGGAGUACGGUCAGCGAAGGGUUAUAGAAGACAUAGAGAAGUUUGGGGCUACAGUAGCAGAGAUGGCGGAUAGCAGAAGAUUACUACACGGUGAGCUCAGGAUGCGUCAGCUGGUAUUUGGCCGCGGUGAUUCGAUGACUUACAAGUUGGCUGUGCUAGCCGGAGUGGAAAAUAAAGAAAUUGAGCGGUUUAGUACCAAGUGUCUCUCUCCUUCUCCAAGAACCACGGUAUUGGAACUUUUAGAUGACUCAUUUUUUGCAGUCGAUGUUACUGAAACAUCGACUGCUAGUACUAGUAAUGCUGCUGGUAAUCUGAGUUUGACAGAAUCUGUUCGACAUCAAGUGGCUGAACUACUGCAGCCGCCUGCAGAAGUACUGAAGGAAUUUGACAGUGGAGAUAAGAAAUUCAGGUUACAGGGGAUAAUGUCAGAGGAUGUAUCGAUUUCUAUUACUCUGAGGAUUAUUACUGAUGGCAUUGAUAUGGUUACAAUGAUGAAUAUUGAGUUCUUGCUUGGAGUUGAUACAGUUUCUGAUAUCAUGGAGGAUAUUGCAGUAGAAUUUGACUCGUCUGCUGAAGAAAUCGCGGUGGUUACAGAGAAUAUGGAACAACUCAUAACAGAAUUUCUGCAUGAACCUCAUGACAGUAACACAGAGCAGACACAAGACGGAAGAUCUGACUCAUCUGAGGAUAAUAGAAGAAGUAACAACAGGAAAUGGAAGCUACCAAAUUGGUUAUGCUGCAAUAAACCCAGAUCAAUUUGA
Messenger RNA from Chenopodium quinoa (quinoa), 1287 nucleotides. Its product is annotated as serine/threonine-protein kinase WNK8-like. Gene Ontology annotation, biological process: protein phosphorylation; intracellular signal transduction. Gene Ontology annotation, molecular function: ATP binding; protein serine/threonine kinase activity. Bases 1 to 1287 code for a protein of 428 amino acids. Lineage: Eukaryota; Viridiplantae; Streptophyta; Magnoliopsida; Caryophyllales; Amaranthaceae. The transcript has a single exon. Gene Ontology annotation, cellular component: cytoplasm. The record is from RefSeq and is a predicted model, not a curated record.